AUGUAUGUAGCCGACGUCAGAAAUAUGGUAGCCGAUAUCUCAAAUUGGCCAGGCCCAACCAUAGGUAUUGAGGAUGCGGCUGCCUUCAACAUCCAGCGAAGAAUGGUUGGGCACAAUUAUUCUUGCCGAAAGCUUGUCCCACUUCGCACAUUCUUGGAUUGUUUAAUUUGGCGAGAGAGUACGCGUCUUUUACCACAGCGCCGGCCGGAUCUUCUUGGCGAUAAGAAUAUCAAUGUCAUCGUCCCAGGGAAUGAUGGCAUGGUGCCGAAAAGAUCCAAGCAGUGUGCCAGCGUGGAUCAUUCACCUGUCACUGAAACCAAGCUCCUCCAUGACAUUUGA
This is a messenger RNA of Dibothriocephalus latus, 339 nucleotides long. The record is from the annotation of a GenBank genome assembly. Lineage: Eukaryota; Metazoa; Platyhelminthes; Cestoda; Diphyllobothriidea; Diphyllobothriidae.